GAUAAACGUCAAAUCGAAGUUACUAUUUUGAGGUUAUAUAAACAAAAACUUUAGUUUAGAACUCAUUAAAUUAAAUAUACUAAUUUCUCAUUGACUUUAUAAAUGAUUGAAAAUGUCUAAAGUAACAAAAAGAAAACAUGUGAUGAACGAAGCUCUGUGGGAUGAUUAUGAAUUGCCAAAAGAUAAUCAAAGCAUCGUCAAAAUUGUAAAAAGCAAAGGAAACAAUCUGCACGAGAUCACAACACCAUCUGGUGAAGAAUAUUUAGUGUCAAUGCCUACGAAGUUCAGGAAAAAUAUCUGGGUAAAGAGAGGUGAUUACGUCCUUGUUGAACCGAUACUAGAGGGUGAUAAGGUGAAAGCUGAAAUCGUAAAAAUAAUGAACAAAGACUCUAUUAAGUUUUAUAAAGAGAACAAUGUGUGGCCUAAAGAGUUUGAUGAUGAAAAGAAGAAGCAAGUGACAGUUGAUGAUGAUGAUUUGUUUGUGAACACUAACCGUGCAUAUGUACAGACAUAUCAAAGUGAUAGUGACUCAAGUGACUCAGAAAGUGAUAGUGAUAAUGAAAAUGAUGAUACCAAGAAAUAAAAGUUAUUUCUAUAAACAAUUUUUUUAUUUUGUCAAUGGAUAAAAAUAGAAGCACUAAUCCACAGC
Messenger RNA from Papilio machaon (common yellow swallowtail), 649 nucleotides. Its product is annotated as probable RNA-binding protein EIF1AD. Gene Ontology annotation, biological process: translational initiation. The record is from RefSeq and is a predicted model, not a curated record. The transcript is spliced from 2 exons. Bases 113 to 583 code for a protein of 156 amino acids. Gene Ontology annotation, molecular function: translation initiation factor activity; RNA binding. Gene Ontology annotation, cellular component: nucleus. NCBI's taxonomy places the organism in Eukaryota, Metazoa, Arthropoda, Insecta, Lepidoptera, Papilionidae.